GCACAGGUUUUAGUCCCUGCGAGUUAGUACAUGGAAAAAAUUUGAGAAUGCCUCAAACGACUGUGUAUGAAAACUGGCUAGAGGAAGAAAGUUCAGACCCCACUGUGGUCGAGUAUGUUCUAGACUUAAUAGACAGAUUAAAGAAGUGUCAGGAGCUGGCUGUAGAGAGGAUGAAAGAGUGUCAGAGUAAAAGGAAACUCUGGUAUGAUCGCAACGCUGUUACGAGAAGGUUUAAGGUCGGAGAUCUCGUGCUUGUUUUAGCCACGUCUAAACCACACAAAAUGGCUCUGAACUGGAUAGGGCCAGGUAAAGUAACUAGUGUGAUUUCCGAAACCAAUUAUACGGUAGAGAUUCCGGGUAAGCGUAGCAGUGACACCAUUUAUCACGUAAAUUUGAUGAAACCUUAUUAUCAGCGCCCCGAGUUUGUGAAUCUUGUGAUAGAGGAGGUCAUGGAAGAUAUUGAGGGAGAAGUGGAUAUUCCUUAUCCCUUGGCUGAUCCAACUCAGGUAGAUUUUUGGAAAAUAGUUGGAGAUAGUAAGCUAGAAGAAAGAGCUUCGGCAGAGGAAAUAGGAAAAUUCCAAGAAGUUAUAAGGAAGUGUACGUUUUUGGUCGAAAUGGAUAUUAAAUUGUUGGAUGAGACUCCGGUUAGAGUCAGGCCUUACCGAAUGUCGGCGAGACAAACCGACAUCCUAAAAGAGGAAAUUAGGCGGUUGCUUGAGUUAGGAGUCAUAGAAGUCGGACAAUCUGAUUAUGCUUCGCCUAUGAUCUUAGUAGAGGUCCCAGGUAAAGAUCCUCGUCCUUGUAUAGACUACAGAAAAUUAAAUUCAAGAACUAUGACCGAAUUUUUCCCUCUUCCCAAUAUUGAAGAAGUCGUAGAAAAAGUCAGCGCAGCUCCAUUUAUCACAAUCAUGGAUCUAACAAAAGAAUACUUCCAGAUACCACUCACAGAGCGUGUGAACAGAGUCUAG
Molecule: messenger RNA, 968 nt
Organism: Stegodyphus dumicola
Lineage: Eukaryota; Metazoa; Arthropoda; Arachnida; Araneae; Eresidae
Source: RefSeq, a predicted model, not a curated record